AUGCCAACCGCCACUGAAUACUUUGGCAUUGGAUUCACGAACAACGGUCCACUAACAACAACAUAUACGCCCCCCGCAAGCUGCACAACAGUAACGACAGAUCAAAUCUUCUUCGCGAAACCCGACUAUAUAUCAGAAGGGUACGGAGCUCCGACAUGCGAGACUGCUUCAAUGGGAAAAUGUCUGCCAUCUGGCUCCAAUUAUGACAAACAGGUCGCCUACUUGAAUGAACACGGAGGUCAAGGCGCUAUUGACUACUACUCACCUGGCAUAGCUUGUCCCAAAGGCUGGACUACAGCUGGCACGUUGGCGCAUGGCAACGAAACAGGCUCUGUUGAGAAGAGUGGUGUUUUUACGCAGACGAGGAGUACACUGCCAGGCGUGUCUGUUACUGAUCCGAAUAUGCCGCUGGAACAGGUAUGGCUUAAUGCAUUGGGUCCCUCUGAGACGCUUGCAUAUUGCUGCCCUAGUGGCUGGUUUGCUGCAAAGGGAGGAGGUUGCUUCUCAUCAAUCGAGCCCUUGAAAUCAGCAACAUACACAGAAGUAUGCAUCAAAUACCUACCCCAAAGCGCUAUACGUUCCGUCUACACGGUAGAAGGAAGCAAGGUGUCGCAAUAUCUAUACUCGGCGGUAACAGUGGGCCCAACUUCAGUGAUUUGGCCAAUGUCCGUUGUGCAAACUGAGUCAAGAUUCGAGUACAACGAACUUGCGGUAGUUCGACGCUUUCCUGCAGUGAAGCUUGUUUACAAGGAGUCGGAUUUGAAGCCAACUGGGGGUGGAGAUGAAAGCAACGAUGGGAAGAGCGGUGAUGAUGACGAUGAUCAGAAAGAGGAUGAUGAUAAUGGAGCUUCGGGUCUGUUGAGGAAUGGUGGACUAAUCUCAAUGAUUGCGGUGCUAUUUAGCAUGCUUUUUGGCGCUGGUUUGGUAAUGAUCUAG
Messenger RNA from Fusarium oxysporum Fo47, 936 nucleotides. RefSeq lists its product as uncharacterized. NCBI's taxonomy places the organism in Eukaryota, Fungi, Ascomycota, Sordariomycetes, Hypocreales, Nectriaceae. The transcript has 2 exons. The coding region runs from base 1 to 936 and encodes 311 amino acids. The record is from RefSeq and is a predicted model, not a curated record.